UCUGAGAGGCCAUUUUCGCCCUGACCGAGCCGCGUGAGCAUUUGAAAUUUGUUUUGCGAUUAUUGUACAGCCUCCAUUUCGACGCGCAAGCUGUCAAGCGCAGAUCAUGUGAUUGCGAGGAUGUGGGCUUGUCUUGUCGUCCGGAUCUGUCCGUAACCUACAGACGGCACCAAAGCCAGAACGCGAGGUUGUGGGCUUGUCUUGUCGUCCGGAUCUGUCCGUAACCUACAGACGGUACCAAAGCCAGAACGCGAGGUUGUGGGCUUGUCUUGUCGUCCGGAUCUGUCCGUAACCUACAGACGGUACCAAAGCCAGAACGCGAGGUUGUGGGCUUGAUGCAGCAGUGUUUGGACGGCUAGUCACGAAUGUGGGGGUACACAUCUCUUUGAAAUAUAUUGCUUGGAUAGAAUGUAACAGGCUAUAUUUAAACACCUCAUGGGGCAGACAGAUGCAAUGUUGUUAUAGGUUGAGAGAACUGAACGUCGUCAGCGUUGACACGCACACCGCUGUCCGCUUCAUCUGGUGCGGUUAUUGAAUCGUGUCUCUCCUCUUUUCACUCCUCCUCUCUUCCUCUUCUCCUCUCCUUUCUUUCAGCAUCACUGACAGAGGCUGCUGAUGCUGCCGUAGCUCGUGAAAAUAUUAUCCGUAGCAAAGUACCGGGACAGGGCUGUGUGUAAUUUAUCCCGGGCUAGAUGCUGUGAAUUAUCUCGCAGGAUUGUGAUUUGGGUUUACGGGAGGGAAUGCAUCAGAGACAUUGUGUUUCGUUUGCUCCGGUUUGAUUCUGUCACUGUCGUCUACAUUGCCUAGGAAAUUGGAGGCAUAGCCUAUUGCAGUCACUGCUGUUCUGUAAGCUAAAUGUCAUGUGUAAUAUCCGAAUGACAAUCUGAUAUUUGCUGUGUUUUUCAAGGAGGUAUUCCGGGGACAUACGCAAGUGACACGUGCCCAGAGAGCGAUGUGUCUGACAGACGGGCAUUCGUAGCCUACGAGAGAGGUGGGAGGGAAUUAUUUCUCACAUACACUAGUUCAGGAGUCGCCAAGUUCUCAGAGUUAUCAGUUAGGCUAAAUAUAGGAGCGAGCUUGCAGAUAAACGUUUUGACUAUCCAGUUUAUGCACCAGCAUCGGGAUGCGACGUCAUGAGUUGAAUAUGCUGGCCAGAUGUUACCUUUGAUGUGAUUCAAUCAAUCUAGGCUAGGCCUACUGUUGGGUGCUUUUUACAGCAGAAAUAACUACGGACUCCUGCAUUUCUCAACUUAAUUGACUAAUUAAUUAGCCCCCCCCGUUGCUUGUCUACCUAAUUUAAUUAAGCAUAUCUAGGCUACUUCAUAAUACCCGGACUUGGAUACAACACAAACUGUGCUACAAUGAUACCCGGAUCGGCCGCGUCGAUGCUCCCAUCUAUGUCAUCGGAUGACAUUAAACUAUACCAGCAUAACUACGUCCGCAACUCCCGUGCCAUCGGACUCCUGUGGGCCAUUUUCACCAUCCUGUUCGCCAUCUUGAACGUGGUGAUCUUCAGCCAGCCCUAUUGGAUCGGAGACGGCGUGGACACCCCUCAGGCCGGCUACUUCGGCCUCUUCCACUUCUGCACCGGCGACGGAAUCCAGAGAGAGCUCGACUGCACUGGGACCUUCACAGAGUUCGCUCAGAUCCCUUCCACCGCGUUCAAGGCCGCGUCGUUCUUCGUAGGAAUGUCGAUGAUGUUGGUGAUGGCUUGCAUCGCUUCCUUCACUCUCUUCUUCCUGUUCUCCACCACCACCGUCUAUAAGAUCUGCGGCUGGAUGCAGGGGGCCUCGGGUGUAUGUCUGGUGAUGGGCUGUAUAAUCUACCCUGACGGCUGGGACAGUGACGAGGUGCGGAGGAUGUGUGGGGAGCAGACGGACAAGUACAGUCUGGGAGCGUGCUCCAUGCGCUGGGCUUACAUCCUGGCUAUCAUGGGGGUUCUGAAUGCCCUCAUGCUCUCCUUCCUGGCUUUUGUACUGGGCAACAGGCAGGACGGACUCAUGACCGAGGAACUACUGGCCGAGAGCAAGGCUGGGAAUGCCUAAAACAACCCAUAGGUGUCUGCGUUUCCUAGUGUGUAUGUGUAACUUUCAUCAUCACGCUCCAGAGUUUUACCCAUCAUCCCCCAGAAGAGGACGACAUUGGCACACCAUGGCUGUGAGAGAGAGAGAAGAGAGAGAUCGAGAGGAGAAGAGAGUAAAAGAGAAAGAGAGGUGGACAAUGAGUGAGCGAAACAGAGUGGAGAGAGGGAGAGAAAUGCUAUGUAGCCAGAUGCCUCCCAUUCAUUCACACAUGUACUGUAUUCUAUUUCUCACCUUCUAGUCUAUGCUGGAUCUGCCAAUGAUAUGUACAUCUACCCCUGGGGCGGCAGGGUAGCCUAGUGGUUAGAGUGUUGGACUAGUAACCGGAAGUUCAAACCCCCGAGCUGACAAGGUACAAAUCUGUCCUAUUCUGCCCCUGAACAGGCAGUUAACCCACUGUUCCUAGGCUGUCAUUUAAAAUAAGAAUUUAUUCUUAACUGACUUGCCUAGUUUAAAUAAAGGUACAAUUGAAAAAAUCUCUAUUAUAUUGACCCUGCUCACAGUCCUACAGUCUCUCUACCUCCACACUAUUCCACUAUCACUGAACCCCAGCAGAGACAAGACAAUCUUCACACAGCCGAUCAUCGACAGAGACGUAUGGAUUAUCUGCAAGAAUAUGGAUGAAGAAGACUGGGUUGAAGUAUUGUUCUUGAAAUCACGUAUUGUAGUGAGAGAAAACUCAGACACACUCACACACACACACACACACUCAGACACACACACAGAGACACACACACACACAGACACACUAUCACACUCAUGUAGACAGUCACAUUUGAACGCGUACAGUGCAUUCGGAAAGUAUUCAGACCCCUUGACUUUCCACAUUUUGUUUACGUUACAGCCUUAUGCUAAAAUGGAUUACAUGUUCUUUUUCCCUCA
This is a messenger RNA of Oncorhynchus nerka (sockeye salmon), 2963 nucleotides long. Its product is annotated as LHFPL tetraspan subfamily member 3 protein-like. Gene Ontology annotation, cellular component: plasma membrane. The transcript has 4 exons. Bases 1362 to 2045 code for a protein of 227 amino acids. Lineage: Eukaryota; Metazoa; Chordata; Actinopteri; Salmoniformes; Salmonidae. Gene Ontology annotation, biological process: sensory perception of sound. The record is from RefSeq and is a predicted model, not a curated record.